This is a messenger RNA of Sitodiplosis mosellana (orange wheat blossom midge), 982 nucleotides long. RefSeq lists its product as uncharacterized. The transcript has 2 exons. Bases 99 to 659 code for a protein of 186 amino acids. The record is from RefSeq and is a predicted model, not a curated record. Lineage: Eukaryota; Metazoa; Arthropoda; Insecta; Diptera; Cecidomyiidae.
UGUUCUCGCUGUCGACUGCGCUGCAUCGCAUACUCGUUGUGUUUUUUUUCUUCUUUUCUUUUCGUUCAAUGUAACGCACAUUUUAUUUCUUCUAUCAAAUGAUGUCGCGUAGUCUACGGUCAAAUAGUCGAUGGCAAAAAUUACAAGUUCAACAAAUCAAACAAGCCGAUAACGAAUUGCGCACAAAUAUUAACAAUUGUAUAAAGACAAGCGUUGACUGUUUUGAUCAACGAGAAUUUCUAAGUUUAUUUGCGCUGAUUCCAGCGAAGCAACAAAAUGGCAAGGUACAUCGGCCAGUUUCGAUACGAAAAUCGCUUUCUGUACAGCGGCCAGUUAAAAAGAUCGUGAAAGUGGGACAGCCAAUUAGGAAGCUUCGGCCACCACCUCCGCCUCUACCACAGACCAAUGAUGAUUCCAAUAAUAAUCGGUUUGACACUCGAACGAAACGCAAAAUUACACUGGAGAGCUACAUCACCGAGGCAUGCCAUGUUCAGGACACAUUGUUGGCUCGUAAGCUAUAUUUGUUGAACGAAUUGUACGAGGCCGUUGCCGAUAAACGAAAAUUUGACAUUUUCGAUGAGCAAGACAAACAAAGGAAUAUCAUUUUGAAAAUUAUGAUCAACGAAUUACACACAAAAUUGAUGUUCCUUCGCAAUUAGAACACAUAAUGAAAUAAUUUUGCGCAAAACAGAACAAAACUUACCAGACAUAUGGCAUUUUAGCCAUACAUUUGAUGUACUUUUUACAAACGACAUUUGUACGACACAGUCAUAUAGCUCAAACGAUUUAUUAUCUAGUUUUAAGACAUUCAUAUUGAAUUUACUCUGUAUUCAUAAGCCAUUUACAAUAUUCCAAUAUUCUCUUUACUCAAUCAUAUGUAUAGGAAAACAAAACAAGCUAUUAGCUUUCCAAAUUUGUGUUCAGUGCCCAACAGAAGAAAAAAAUAUAUAUAAAAAAAAUUGUGUAUAUGUUAACAAGAAAA